Molecule: messenger RNA, 3413 nt
Organism: Asparagus officinalis (garden asparagus)
Lineage: Eukaryota; Viridiplantae; Streptophyta; Magnoliopsida; Asparagales; Asparagaceae
Product: polygalacturonase-like
Exons: 7
Coding region: 1660-2451 (263 amino acids)
Biological process (GO): fruit dehiscence; anther dehiscence; pectin catabolic process
Molecular function (GO): polygalacturonase activity
Source: RefSeq, a predicted model, not a curated record
CGCCGCCUCCGUCGGAUCUCGCCGCCUCCUCCUGCUGCCAAAAUCGCCCCCAGGACCGUGGAAGGUACUGAAUCUCGCCGAUGUAUUCAUUUGCUUUCAAUUGUAACCCUAGGGUUUCUAUUGGGUCAUGAUUCUUGAUGUGCAGUAAACACUUCCUUCCCCUCGAUGUAGUUGGACGUAUUAGUAGAAUGAGCAAUUAUAUCUGAAGUGAGCUCCUCAAAUUGUUUGUUAAUUUGGGAUGCUUUGUUGACGAUGAGUCUGAAUUAUUUGCAUUGGCUGGAAACAUUAUUUUGAAGAAAAUUGUUAAUAAUUCUUCUCCUUAAUUCAGCAACCUUAAUUCGGGUAUUUUUCGUCGAAUAUUUUUGAUCUAUCUAGAUUUGAAACUAAUAGGGGGGAAAAUACAAGGUACAUUCUUGCAGCUUUUUCUUUUCAAACUUAUAAGUCAACUUUCCCUUUUUCAUCAAAUGAUGGUGGCAAGCAUGCAUUUUGAAAUAUCGCACUUUGGAGAUCUUUAUGCAGUGCACAUUGGCAUAUAAAAUGCACAAGUGGGGAGUUUAAAUAAGGAUCUCUCUAGUUGCAGGAGAUUCUCAAGUACUUGAGGGGUUUUGGCUAAGAGUCAUUAGCUCUCACUUGGAUCAAUGAUUAUAAUAGCCUAGGAUCAACUGUUCAGAAUUCUUUACUUAGGAUUUAAGUUACAGUUUAAGAGGAAGUGAAGCUUUCCCCUAUGUUUAUCUCAUUGCAUAAGUUGGUAAUUUGAUAUUGUACAAUGUGGAUAGAGUUUGAUAUAUCUGCAGGUAUCUGAAUGUAUUGUUUCAGGUAUUAUGCAAGCCAUCUACGAUCUCUAUGCCUGUUGUUUUUAGAAUUUUUUUGUUUUAUUAUUCUUCAUGUUCACUGUGUUUUUUUUUCAUACUGAACUUGAGAGUAGUUUGUUCUGCUUGCUGAUACUCUUUAAAGGUAAUUAUUACGUCUGCAAAUCAAUAGAAGUAUUUUUUUUUGACCUAUCAAAAUUAUGGAUGUAAACAGAAAAAAAAUCUGCAAAUGUAUGUGUUCAUAUCCUGUCGAAUAUGCAUAUAAAUAUGCAUGUAUACCUGAUCGAACACGACAUAGCUUUGAAUUUUUUAAAUUUUUUUUAAAUUAGGAUAAAAGCAGAUGUAUCAAUUUGAUCAUAAACACCCCAAAAGUAGAGGCUUCCUUAUAUAGAAUAGAAAAUAAAAGGUAAUUAAAAGAAACUAGCUUUGAUUUGUACAAGGAUGAAUAAAACUUGAGCAGGAACUCUUUUUCAGCUAGAACACUGUUUUGAAAUUCUAGACCCAGUGCAACUUUAAAAUAGAACUAGAUUUGCUACAUAGUAAAGGAAACAUAACUGGCAACGUCAUGCACGAUAACCUCUAAGCCUGAAGAAAUAGAUACUUUACAACUGAAAAUUUAUCUAAUGAUUUCUAAAAGGUAAUUGUUUAUUGAAAAAUGUACAGGAAAUAUAAAAAGAGAGCAGGAUAAUUAUACUGAUUAAUUCAAAUUAUCAUAUUCCAAAAUCAAAGCAGAGUGAAUAGUUGGAGUCAAGUAAACCACAAGGACUCCAUCAUGUACAACUAGGUAGUCAGCAAAACAAAAUGCAUAGGAACAACCACAUCCAAUAUGUUUCAAAUUAUUGAGUGACAAAUGGAUCCAUCCAAGUUUCUAAUUCUGUCAAUCCUCACUCUCCUCACCCAUAACUGCUCUUGCCAAAGCGUUCCAAGCCACAUUGAAGAAGGCCAUAGAGUUGUGAGUGUGGAUGAUCACUUCGCCAAAGGCGAUGGAGCUACCGAUGAUAGCAAGGCAUUUAAAAAAGCCUGGAAAGAAACCUGCUCAUCUUCAGUAUCAGCUGUGCUUGUGGUGCCCAAGAGAAGGAGAUAUUUGCUUGAGCAACUCAACUUCACUGGCCCUUGCAAGUCUCCUGUCACAUUUCUGAUUAAGGGAACCCUCGCUGCUCCUUUGAAUCGAUCCGAAUGGAACGAUAAGAACAGAAGGCUAUGGAUCGUAUUUGAUAGCGUGAGGAACCUUGUCGUCGAAGGAGGAGGUACCAUCAAUGGCAAUGGGCAUAUUUGGUGGCAAAACUCUUGCAAGAGAAAUAAAACUCUGCCCUGCAUCGGCGCUCCAAUGGCAUUGACCUUUGUUUCAUGCAAUUACUUGAGGGUGAAGAACCUAAGAAUAAAAGAUAGCCAACAAUUUCAUGUAGUAGUAAAAGAUAGUAGGGAAGUUAAACUCUCAAAGCUCUUCAUCCAUGCACCAGAAAAGAGUCCAAACACAGAUGGGAUUCAUUUGGAUCAUGCCAGUAAUGUUGUCAUAAGAAACUGCGAAAUCAGGACAGGUGAUGACUGUAUUUCUAUAUGGACUGGAUCCAAGAACGUCAGAGUUCAUAAGAUAUUUUGUAGAAACUUAGAAACUUGGAUGGAUCCAUUUGUCACUCAAUAAUGGAAAUGGUGAAGGAUGGGUUAAGCAAAUUUGGAUCCUUUUGCAGUAACACUGCCAUUUGAGCUGCACUAUUAGGUUAAGAGGAGUAUCCUUGAGAAACAUCUUAUAUUCUCUUUGAUUCGUAACAGACAUGAAAUAAAAUCUUGUUGCCAAAAACUAUAUCCGCAUGAUUAAAAUUCUUGAUAUUUCUAGGAUUACUUUGUAAUUAGAAGUUAGAACAUUCUUUUACCAGCUAUAAGAUGAGUUCCACAUUCCAAUGGUCAAUUUGUUCGAAAAAAGAACUGAUGAUAGUUAACUGUAUGGGCUGUCAUCAGUAGGUUCCACUGAAAGGUAUUUUCUGUUCCUUAUGUCUAGAUCACCUUUUAGAACUGGUUGUUCCUUAUGUCUAUAUCCGUGGCUAUUAUGCAUUAGUGCCCUUGGCAUAUACAACAUCAUUCAUUGGAAUCCUCAUGUUUAUCAAGCCCUUUCUCCAUAUUAUAUGUUUAAAUCCUCAUGGUUAUCUCGAUUGACUUUUAUUGAACUUCAGGAAUCAGUAGUUUUUCAUUGGUGAUGGUUAUCCUACAAAUCUUUGUUAUGGAUCAAAAUUGUGGAGUCUGGCAUAAUUACAUUUAUAUCCUCGUAUUCUAGAUUUUAUACUUAGAUGAAGAAUGAUUCCAAUCUUUAAGGACCUUGUAUCUGAUUUUUUUUUUAAUUCUCAUCGCAUUGCAAAUUAUUUUUUUCAUUAAUUCCAACUCAAACUGUUUGACUAUGUCUGAAUUUGAGGAAAUACGCUUCAAUGAGGUAGUUGGUCGUAAAAGUAGUUGUUUGUUUAAAAGCUCCCAUACGCAUCAUUCUCUUUGUGAUGUUUUUUGUUCUUUUUUGCAUGUAGAAAGUGUGAGAUGGCCUGUUCUUGCUAUAGCAAUACUAGCUGUAGUGGUGGGAAGCCAAUCAAUCAUCAGCGGGACAUUCUCCAUCAAAUCCAU